AGUUGUGUCCGCACUCGCGCCUGUUGGUGAAAAAGCGCACAACUUUGCUCUGUCCGGGAUAUUUAUUAGAAGGGAGACGGAUAUCUAGCUGGCGCUGCGCGGGGACAUCACACGGGGCAGGGGAACGAGUGGGAACUCAGUGUUUCGGUGUGGUUGGAAGGCUCUGUCUGAGUAAUGACGGCUCUCAGGAUCUGGAGUGCGUUCGGUCGGUUUGCGCGGCUUCCUUUUCUCGCACCGUGCACCGUGCUGCUCUGCUUUCUGGUCCCAGAAUGUCUGUCCCACCCGCAGCCCUGUCAGAUUCUCAAACGGAUUGGACACACGGUGCGCGUCGGGGCUCUGCACCUACAGCCAAGGCUCUUCAAUCACGAUCCCACCUUCAGGGGCAAGAAAGAACCCCUUGUCCCCGUGGAUGAAUGGGACACGGACGGAGGCUCGAGGGAGGCAGCGGAGAGACAGUUGGAAAAGAUUACCAAAAGUGUUAAUGACCACGGUUUACGCAGCCUAAGGACUAAAGGCACAGGGAACAAUCAACAAAAGGACAGGGGGAAUAAAAGUAAAAAUAUGUACAAACAGGUGGAAAGCGGGAGUCGUGUGUUUAUGCCAAGGGACUCUAUCAUAUUAGCCAUGGAGACGUUAAACCGCAUGGUCGGUUUGUUACCAUAUAAUCUCUCACUGGAGGUGGUGAUGGCCGUGGAAGCGGGGCUCGGAGAAUUACCCGCUUUCUCCUUCUCAUCUUCCCCUACCACUGUCUGUGAAGACCCCAUGUCGUUUCUGCAGAGUGUUUGUCAUACUGUUAUAGUCCAAGGAGUUUCUGCUAUGAUGGCUUUUCCUCAGACCAGGGACGACCUGGUGAAGUUGGAAUUCAUCGCGUCUGCGCUUCAGAUUCCGGUCAUCAGUGUUGUCCAGAACGAAUUCAAACGGGAGAGUAAGAACCCUCUCCAUUUCCAGAUGCCGAUGCAGAACCCGGCCCUGCCCCAGGUGGAGCUGCUCUACUCCCUGCUGGUGAUCAACAGCUGGUAUGACGUCAGCCUCCUGCUCUGUCAGGAAUGGAACGUCUCCAACUUCCUGGUUCGUCUCCGUAACAACACCAAGUUCCACCUGGGUUCUGUGGUCAACAUCACCACCUCCAGCACCUCGCCCAACUCUCACCCCAACAGCUCCGUCUCCAAGGCCGACUUCCAGACCUCUCUACGGGGAUACCUGGAGUCCAUCAAGGAGUCCACGUCCACGGUGGUCACGUUCGGCUGCGACAUCCGGGACAUCAAGAGGAUCUUUAAUGUGGUGACCAAGCUGGGCCUGAUGCUGCCAGAGUACCACUGGGUGUUGGGGGACACGCAGGACGUAGAGGAGCUGAGGACCGAGGGGCUGCCGGCGGGACUGCUGGCCCAUGGCAGGAUGGGGGCUCCCUCCCUGGAUCAUUACGUCCAGGAUGGGCUGGAGCUGGUGGCCCGGGUGGUAGGGUCAGCUGCGUACCGCUCCCCUGAGCUAGCUCUCAUCCCCUCCAUCACCAACUGCAUGGAUACACAGAGCAGCCAGAGCAGAAACAUGACCUCAGGGAAAUAUCUGUCCAGGUUUCUGUCCAACACGUCGUUUGAUGGUCUGAGCGGUUUCAUCUCGUCCCAGGAGGAGACAGUGAUCUCCUCAGAAAGCCAUCACUUCAUCUGGUCCCUGCAACACGACCCCAUAGACCCCAUGUGGACCAGGCUGGGCCGAUGGAAGCAUGACAGGGUGCUCAUGGACUACACUGCCUGGACCAACAAACAGACGUCCCACCAGAGAGGGGACUGGCGUCACCCGUCGAGGCUCCACCUCCGGGUGGUGACGUUAGUGGAACACCCGUUCGUCUUCACCCGGGAGGUGGAUGAGGACGGUCUCUGUCCCGCUGGUCAGCUCUGCCUGAACCCCCUCACUAACAACACAGCCCUGCUCCAGUCUCUCUUCCUCCAGAUGCGGGGGCCUAACGAUAGCAUCCCCGUGGAGUAUAAGAAGUGUUGCUACGGCUACUGCAUCGAUCUACUGGAGAAACUAGCGGAGGACAUGGGAUUUGACUUCGACCUGUAUAUUGUAGGCGACGGCAAGUACGGUGGGUUUAAGAACGGACGUUGGACAGGGCUGGUGGGAGAUCUUCUCAGCGGAGCGGCCCACCUGGCGGUCACAUCCUUCAGUAUAAACUCGGCCCGGAGCAGGGUUAUAGACUUCACCUCCCCGUUCUUCUCCACCUCUCUGGGCAUCCUCGUACGGACCCGGGACACGGCCGCGCCCAUCGGGGCCUUCAUGUGGCCCCUGCACUGGUCUAUGUGGCUGGGUAUAUUCGUCUCUCUACAUGUUACUGCCGUAUUCCUGACCAUCUACGAGUGGAACAGUCCGUUUGGGAUGACGCCGCGAGGCAGGAACAGAGAUAAGGUGUUCUCCUUCUCCUCGGCUCUGAACGUCUGCUAUGCCAUCCUGUUUGGCCGUACAGCUGCCAUUAAACCUCCUAAGUGCUGGACGGGGCGGUUCCUCAUGAAUCUCUGGGCUAUCUUCUGCCUGUUCUGUCUGUCCACCUACACAGCCAAUCUGGCCGCUGUUAUGGUGGGGGAGAAGACCUUCGAGCAACUCUCAGGAAUACACGAUCCAAAGCUCCAUCACCCGUCACAGGGGUUCCGCUUCGCCACGGUCCGGGAGAGCAGUGCCGAGGAUUACCUGAAGAAAAGCUUUCCAGAGAUGCACGACUACAUGAGACGGUACAACGUUCCAGCAACCCCAGGUGGAAUAGAACAUCUGAAGCAUGAUCCACAGCAACUUGAUGCUUUCAUCAUGGACAAGGCCUUACUAGACUACGAGGUGUCUAUAGAUGCAGAAUGCAAGACACUCACUGUGGGGAAACCAUUUGCGAUUGAAGGUUAUGGCAUCGGCCUGCGCCAGAACUCUCCCCUGUCCUCUAACAUCUCAGAGCUGGUGAGCCAGUACAAGUCAGACGGCUUCAUGGAUAUGCUGCAUGACAAGUGGUACAAGGUGGUGCCCUGUGGAAAACGGAGCUUCGCCGUCACUGAGACCUUACAAAUGGGCAUAAAGCAUUUCUCAGGCCUGUUUUUGAUGCUGUGUGUCGGGCUGGUUCUGUCUCUCCUCACCACCCUGGCUGAACACAUCAUCUACCGCUUUGUCAUACCCAGAGUCAAGGACCCCAAGUUCAAGUAUUGGCUGCAUACUAGUCAGAGAUUACACAGAGCUAUGAACGCAUCUUUCAACGACGAUAAACUGCAGACUGUCGCCAAGAUGGAAAAAAGGUGCAACGUGGGUAACAACCAUCACCACCACCAACAGGAGCAGCCAUGUGUACCAUGGAGCAGCUCAGAGUCCAACUGCAACUGCAACAGAAGGAAGCAGCGUCCUCAGGAGUCCCAUCUGGAGUACCCCCCCUGUGACUGCCCUCUUCUUCCUCCUCAGGUGAAGAGCCCCCUACAGGUCACCUCUAACGGGAGGACAGACCUGGUCCAGGUGGGUCUAAAAACCAAGACCAACCCCAUGCUGCAGGAGUUGUCAGAGCUGGAGACACACAUUACCAUCAUCAAACAGCAGCUGCACAUCGCCAUGAAGAAAAAGAGGGAGCUGGAGCAGUACCAGAAGACACACAACAUGACAGAGUAAUUACGCUAUAGAAAAAAGGUACCAAGUCAAUAUCGCGAGUGAAGACAUUACAAGCUGGUGAGUGAGGCUAUGAAGCUAACUCUGUCACAACUGGUACCAGCAGACACAAGCUAUCUGGAUAGAGGCUGGAGAUACCAGCAGACACACAACACCCCUGAAUAGAGGCUGGAGAUACCAGCAGACACACAACACCCCUGAAUAGAGGCUGGAGCUACUACCAGACACACAACACCCCUGAAUAGAGGCUGGAGCUACUACCAGACACACAACACCCCUGGAUAGAGGAUGGAGCUACCAGCAGACACACAACCCCCCUGGAUAGAGGCUGGAGAUACCAGCAGACACACAACACCCCUGGAUAGAGGCUGGAGCUACCAGCAGACACAAGAUAUCUGAAUAGAGGCUGGAGCUACCAGCAGACACAAGAUAUCUGAAUAGAGGCUGGAGCUACCAGCAGACACAAGAUAUCUGAAUAGAGGCUGGAGCUACCAGCAGACACAAGAUAUCUGAAUAGAGGCUGGAGCUACUAGCAGACACACAACACCCCUUAAUAGAGGCUGGAGCUACCAGCAGACACACAACACCCCUUAAUAGAGGCUGGAGCUACCAGCAGACACACAACACCCCUGGAUAGAGGAUGGAGCCAUACCGGAGUUGAGGACUAGACAUAAGAUACACAGGAACACUGAGGCUGGAGGAGUACCACGACAAAACUAAACCCUGAUAUCCCUGAGUCCGAGAGCAGCACAUGGGACCAGCAGGAGGACAACAGCCCGAGACCCAGAUACCAGCAGGACUAACCCCAGGCCCAGAGCCCCAAAGCAAACCACCACGGCUGCUCCCUGAGCCCUGUGGCCCUGGAACACUGUCUGCUCUCCACCUCCAAUCUCCAAGAUCUCUCUGAUGAGUUAACCAGAGGAACACUGUCUCCACCUCUAUCCUCCAAGAUCUCUCUGACAGAGGAGUUAACCAGAAGGAACACUAUCUGCACCCAAAGCCUUGGAACCUGAUCCCUUGUCCUGGAUGGAACCUGAUCCCUUGUCCUGGAUGGAACCUGAUCCCUUGUCCUGGAUGGAACCUGAUCCCUUGUCCUGGAUGGAACCUGAUCCAUUGUCCUGGAUGGAACCUGAUCCCUUGUCCUGGAUGGAACCUGAUCCCUUGUCCUGGAUGGAACCUGAUCCCUUGUCCUGGAUGGAACCUGAUCCCUUGUCCUGGAUGGAACCUGAUCCCUUGUCCUGGAUGGAACCUGAUCCCUUGUCCUGGAUGGAACCUGAUCCCUUGUCCUGGAUGGAACCUGAUCCCUUGUCCUGGAUGGAACCUGAUCCCUGUCCUGGAUGAAUUAUUUCAAUAUUCACUGAACUAAAAUAUAAACACAACAUACAACAAUUUCAACGAUUUUACUGAGUUACAGUUCAUAUAAA
Salmo salar (Atlantic salmon) is the source of this 5048-nucleotide messenger RNA. Its product is annotated as glutamate receptor ionotropic, NMDA 3A. Gene Ontology annotation, biological process: monoatomic ion transport. The record is from RefSeq and is a predicted model, not a curated record. Gene Ontology annotation, cellular component: membrane. Gene Ontology annotation, molecular function: signaling receptor activity; ligand-gated monoatomic ion channel activity. NCBI's taxonomy places the organism in Eukaryota, Metazoa, Chordata, Actinopteri, Salmoniformes, Salmonidae.